AUGGUCACAGUGAAGUCCAAGCUCACUUUGGCAAGGAUCCUCGUGAAUACUGUGUCAUGUCCGGGGAGUUUGUCAAGGAUGCUGAAGGCAAUGUCAAGGGUAUUAACACUGUUCGUGUUGAAUGGUCCAAGGGAUGAAAAUGGUCGUUGGGCUAUGAAGGAUGUUCCCGGCUCUGAAGAAUUCUUCCCUGCUGAUUUGGUGCUCUUAUCCAUGGGCUUUUUGGGUCCUGAAGAAGCUCUUGUCAAGCAACUUUCUCUCAAGCAAGAUGGCCGUACCAAUAUUGAGACUCCCAAGGGCAAGUACAACACUUCAGCUCCUGGCGUAUUUGCUGCAGGUGAUUGCCGACGUGGUCAAUCGCUUAUUGUAUGGGGUAUCAACGAAGGUCGCCAAUGUGCUCGUGAAGUUGAUUUUCCAGCGAAGGCAACGCUUUUCUUCCUGUUGCAGGCGGCAUCAACAAGCGUGCUAAACAUGUCACAUCAUACACUAACAACGCUAUUCCACUCAUUGAUUGUACAAAUAAUGUAUAUAAAAACUACCAUUAACAACAAUAAAGACUAUCAUAAAUAUAAACCCUUAUGA
Messenger RNA from Lichtheimia ornata, 579 nucleotides. RefSeq lists its product as uncharacterized. The record is from RefSeq and is a predicted model, not a curated record. The coding region runs from base 1 to 579 and encodes 192 amino acids. NCBI's taxonomy places the organism in Eukaryota, Fungi, Mucoromycota, Mucoromycetes, Mucorales, Lichtheimiaceae. The transcript has a single exon. Gene Ontology annotation, molecular function: oxidoreductase activity.